Molecule: messenger RNA, 960 nt
Organism: Lachancea dasiensis
Lineage: Eukaryota; Fungi; Ascomycota; Saccharomycetes; Saccharomycetales; Saccharomycetaceae
Source: the annotation of a GenBank genome assembly
AUGAUUAAUGAGCUCGUUGCACCGGAACACCCCGCGGGGAACUCGUUGAAGGUCCAACGGCAGCUGUCGACGACGCCCCGGCCGCUAACUCCCCCGCUGGGUAGUUUGGCCCAUAGACUAGUGCAGUCGUGCAAGGAAAGGGACUCGCUGUAUCGCUGUGUUUCAACGGAGUCCCUGGAUUCACUACAAUCAAGUCCCGAGCCCAUCGCGACGGAGCCAGCUGCGGCGAUCGCUAGCUCUGGAACAGCGAGAAAUGUGACGAAAAAGUACAUAAAUCAAGACACCUCGCCUUACGGAAGUCGCGCGCAAACACCGCUCUGCGCUAGGCCUCGUGCAUGCUCUACCUCGUUUCUCAGACCACGCAUGGAAUUCACGGGAUUCCAAACCUCUGGAUACAAGAAAAACCACGUCAACGUUGUGUUGAAAACUGUAUCCCUCCCCGGCCACGGCUCCAGCAACCCUGGCGUGCCCCAUAUAACCGGUUUUUUCAGCAUAUACGGACUCACCGCUCAUCAACCCGAGAUUACCACUUUUUUCGAAGGUUUCGCCGUGACGGAAAACCUGGGUUUUCUAUCCAGCAGCGUGCCUGCGCAUCUCGCAGAUCUCACUGCCACAGAUGGGAUUGAUCUUGAGCACUGGCUAAGUUUUCCCGCCUUCAAAGAGAUGUGCUCGCAAAAUGGAGUCCUAUCUGCGGUAGUGGACGGAGCGCAUAGGCAUUCCGACUAUCUGCACCAGCGGUUCAUCUUCAUGCGGUGGAAAGAACGCUUUUUGGUUCCUGACGCAGAGCUGGGCUCCGUGGAAGGUGCCUCCUACGAAGGGUACUACUACAUCGUGCACGACCAAUUCACGGGCAAUAUCUUGGGUUUCUACUAUCACAAGGAUGCAGAAAAGUUUCAGGAGCUGGAGCUGGCCCCAACCAAUCAUCUCGGCUCAGGAAGUUGUGACUUUGAGUUUAACUAG